This is a messenger RNA of Cydia fagiglandana, 1874 nucleotides long. It is a transcript of the gene Mccc2, whose product is annotated as probable methylcrotonoyl-CoA carboxylase beta chain, mitochondrial. The transcript has a single exon. Gene Ontology annotation, cellular component: methylcrotonoyl-CoA carboxylase complex; mitochondrion. The coding region runs from base 100 to 1773 and encodes 557 amino acids. Gene Ontology annotation, molecular function: methylcrotonoyl-CoA carboxylase activity. The record is from RefSeq and is a predicted model, not a curated record. Gene Ontology annotation, biological process: L-leucine catabolic process. NCBI's taxonomy places the organism in Eukaryota, Metazoa, Arthropoda, Insecta, Lepidoptera, Tortricidae.
UUUUUGUACGUACGACUUAAUCGCGCAGAUAACGGUGUUAUCAUCAGUAGCGCGGCAACAAGUCGCCGGCCGGACGUGUCGCCGUAUUAUAUUAACAAAAUGUUAAGAAUACUGAGAGGAGUUCAGCGUUUGAGCGGACAAUGCCGCCACUACAGCCAAGCCACGAUUAUAGGCAGCGAGCCGAACAGAAGCGACCCUACGUACUUAGAAAAUAAGGCGAGAAUGGACGAGCUAGUUGCCGAGCUUCGCCAAAAAACAAGUGACGUUAUACGCGGCGGGUCGGAGGACGCCGUGAAGAGACACACCGACCGCGGCAAGCUGCUCGUGCGAGACAGAAUAAACCGGCUCGUCGACGAGGGCAGCGACGUACUCGAGUUGAGCACGCUAGCGGCCACCGACAUGUACAAGAACCAGGUCCCUGGAGCUGGCAUCGUUACAGCGAUCGGCAAAGUUCACGGCCAAGAAUGCGUGAUAGUCGCUAACGACUCCACUGUUAAAGGAGGCACGUAUUUCCCGAUGACGAUCAAGAAACAUUUGCGCGCGCAGGCGAUUGCACAAGAGUGCCGGCUUCCGUGCAUUUACCUCGUUGACUCCGGAGGCGCUCACUUACCGGAUCAGGCCGACGUCUUCCCUGACAGGGAGCACUUCGGACGGAUAUUCUAUAAUCAGGCCAAUAUGUCUGCCGAGGGCAUACCUCAGAUAGCUGUCGUUAUGGGCUCGUGCACGGCCGGCGGCGCAUACAUUCCUAGCAUGUCAGAUGAGAGCAUUAUUGUUAAAAAUCAGGGUACAAUUUUCUUGGCCGGCCCACCUUUAGUAAAAGCAGCUACGGGGGAAGUAGUUACCGCAGAAGAAUUAGGAGGUGCUGAUCUUCAUUGUCGGCAAUCCGGUGUGACAGAUCAUUAUGCUCAAAACGACGAGCAUGCUCUGUUGUUAGCUAGAAACGUAGUUGCUAACUUAAAUAGUAAUGCUGACCGUAUGGUACGAGUACAAACUCCUCAGGCAGAAGAGCCAAAGUUUGAUAUUGAGGAUCUGCACGGGAUCGUAAACGCGAAUUUACAAAGACCUUACGAUGUCCGUGAAGUAAUAGCGAGGAUCGUCGAUGGCAGUAGAUUCCACGAGUUUAAAGAGUUGUAUGGUGAUACUUUAGUGUGUGGGUUCGCAUCUAUUUUCGGGCACCCUGUUGGUGUGAUAGGAAAUAAUGGAGUGUUGUUGUCUGAGUCUGCGUUGAAGGGUGCUCACUUUAUACAGCUGUGUGCAGCGAGGAAGAUACCUUUGUUGUUCCUGCAGAACAUCAACGGUUUUAACGUCGGUCGCGAGGCUGAAGCGGGUGGCAUUGCAAAGAAUGGUGCCAAAAUGGUGACCGCUGUCAGCUGUUUCAAAGGCCCUAAGAUCACUGUUCUUGUCGGUGGUAGCUUCGGUGCAGGCAACUAUGGUAUGUGCGGACGAGCGUAUUCCCCGAGCUUCCUUUACAUGUGGCCUAACUCAAGGAUUUCUGUGAUGGGUGGGCCUCAAGCAGCAACCGUUUUGUCGUUAGUUUCUAAAGCCAAAGCAGAGCGAGAAGGUAGAACGUGGACUGAAGAGGAUGACAGGAAAGUUAGAGCACCAUUGGAAGAAAAGUUCGAAAGAGAAGGCCGGCCAUACUACAGCACAGCUAGGUUAUGGGACGACGGUAUUGUAGCUCCCAAAGACACUAGAAAAGUUAUAGGACUAAGUUUAUCCGCCGCUCUGAAUGCACCGUUCAGGGAAAGUAAAUUCGGCAUAUUUAGAAUGUAAACUGUGUGUGCUGAGACAAUGAGAGGCUAUCAAAGUGACAUUAAUAUUAAACGGCGCCUCGAACAAUCGGUUCUUUAUAUUACUGGAGUCAGUUACGGAUC